CUCUUUUGAAAUCCCUUGUAUAUAAAGGGAAUACAGUAUCAGUGGCCGAGUGUCAAACCAUAUUUUACAAAAUGGAGAAGCAAAAGCUAUUAUUUCUUGCUGCUUGCUUGCUUAUUAUAAAGGCCACCGAAAUUUAUGGGCAAAGCAUCGCCGCGUCGUCCUCCGAAGCUGUUGCCAUCAGUGCAUCAGGCUCCGGUUCCGGAGGUUGUGGCCAAAUCGUAAUCCCAGCCGUCAUCAAGCCCGUAAUCCAACCUGCACCGACACCUUACAUCGCUGACUGUAGCGGCAGCGGCAUCGGAAGUUAUGGCUACGGGAGUGGAUGCUACGGGAGCGGAGGCUACGGCACCAUGCCACCCACAAUAAUCGUAGAAGAGGACAGCAAUGACAACUAUCAAAAUCUACUAUACUUGCUGUUAUUUGCAUCCAGAGGAUUUGGUAACGGUUGUAACAACGGUUGUGGGAAUAAUGGAUGUGGUAGCGGCGGUUACAAUGGUUGCAAUAACGGCGGAGGCUACAACUGCAACAGUGGAUGCAAUGGCGGAUGCAAUGGCGGAUACAAUGGUGGAUGCAAUAGUGGAUGCAAUGGCGGAUGCAACGGCGGUUGUAACGGCGGAUCUUACAACUAUGGAUCCUGCGGAUGCGGAUACUGUGACGACGGAUUAAAUUGCGGAUCUACUCCUGAAAUAAACAUCGUCGUACGAACAGCUAAUGAUUCCACCUCUUAUAGCUGUUAAGUUUAAGUUUAUUUAUUUUAUUAAAACAGUGAAAAAUAUUGAUUCUUUAAAUUGAUU
This is a messenger RNA of Pectinophora gossypiella (pink bollworm), 791 nucleotides long. RefSeq names its product loricrin-like. The transcript has 2 exons. Bases 72 to 734 code for a protein of 220 amino acids. The record is from RefSeq and is a predicted model, not a curated record. Lineage: Eukaryota; Metazoa; Arthropoda; Insecta; Lepidoptera; Gelechiidae.